GCUUAUGUUCCACCUUUCUCCCUCUCCUUAACUCUAGACUCGCCAGGAGCCAAAAUAAUUUCCUCACCUCCAAGCUCCCUACAACACUACCUCCAAGCCUCGCCACCUAUAUAAACCAGGGUACAGCUGUAUAGGUGUCAGAUACCAAAUGGCCAGCACACACACAGUGUCCCUGCUGAUCGCUGACGGUCCUCCCGGCCCCCCAGCUCGGGGCGCCGGGGCUCGAGGGCCCCCGCCACGCCGAGCUGCCUGGCGGGCCCGGAAGAGCACGCAAAGACGGGCACGUCCCGAUCGCCUGAAUUCACUGGAUUUCAUCCACAGCUGCGACGCCCGAAUACAGACCAGCUACGCUGUAGCACAAAACACGGCACCUUCUCAGGGCCUUUCACAGGAAGAUGAUUUGGCUGAACUUGUAGCUCAGCAGAACUUGUCCCUGCCUUGGGUGGACAGACCACCUCCAGUGACUGUGAUUAACAGGCUGGGCGAAGGGGCCUACGGCACAGUGGACUUGGUUGACUGUGGCGGUGAGGUGGUGGUGAGGAAAGUGUUUAAAUACCAAGACAGUUACGCUGAGGCUUAGGCUCUGUGCCUCCUGCAAGGGGCAGGCGGCGCCCCUGUGCUACUGGGAGUGAACCCACAGCCCCUCACCGUGUUCACCUCAUUUUGCGGCUCCAGCAUCACCCUGGACGCCUACCUAGAGUCCCGCCCCCCCCUGGACCUGCUGCUGCACGUUCUGCUGGACCUGAGCGUCAAGCUGCAACAGGUGCACGACGCUGGCCUGGUGCACCUGGACCUGAAGGGCGACAACGUCCUGGUGAGCCAAACUCCGCAGGGAGGUCUGGAGAUCCACGUCAUCGACUUCGGCCUCGCCUCACUGCCCGGGCGGGACAGCGGCUUCAGGGACGUGGACCUGGACCGCUACAACUGGAUGUGUCCCCAGGUGUGCCGCGGCGGCACCGUCACCUUCGCCGCCGACGUGUACGCGCUGGGCCGCCUCAUCCAGACGGUGCAGCGGCACUUCCUGGGCGACUUCCUCUACACCCUGCUGGGCCACGUGGCCGACCUGGCCCUCACGCCCGAGCCCAGCCAGCGCCCGCCGCUGUGGGCCAUCACGGCCUUCCUGCGCCGCCUACAAGACCCAGACCCUACUGACAGCCCCCAACAUUCACUGCCCAGCCCCAGCCCCCCAGCCCCACCGACCAGCCACAGUCCCCCACCCUCACCGCCCACCCCACAGAGCCCCCCAUCGCCGCCCAGCCUCGGCCCCCCACCCUCGUCGUGCUUCGUGAGAAUACUUAUGAGAGGGGUGAUGAACGUUUUGAGGGUUGCGAUGGAAAUGACAUUCGAGUAAGGAGUAAAAAAAAAA
Messenger RNA from Eriocheir sinensis (Chinese mitten crab), 1366 nucleotides. RefSeq lists its product as uncharacterized. Bases 929 to 1351 code for a protein of 140 amino acids. The record is from RefSeq and is a predicted model, not a curated record. Lineage: Eukaryota; Metazoa; Arthropoda; Malacostraca; Decapoda; Varunidae. The transcript has 2 exons.